This is a messenger RNA of Thalassophryne amazonica, 903 nucleotides long. RefSeq names its product oligosaccharyltransferase complex subunit (gene ostc). Gene Ontology annotation, cellular component: oligosaccharyltransferase complex. Lineage: Eukaryota; Metazoa; Chordata; Actinopteri; Batrachoidiformes; Batrachoididae. The record is from RefSeq and is a predicted model, not a curated record. The transcript has 4 exons. The coding region runs from base 71 to 520 and encodes 149 amino acids.
CGUCACUUCAUCCCUUGCGCAGCCCACAGCAAACAAGCUGCGGCUUCGGGUCAUUUUCUUAGCAGAAAAUAUGGAGACUUUGUACAGUUUACCUUUUAUUGUGCUCGAAUGUCCAAAUGUGAAGUUGAAGAAACCGUCGUGGCUGCACAUGCCGUCGGCUAUGACCGUGUACGCCGUUGUUAUCGUUUCUUACUUUCUCAUCACAGGAGGGAUCAUCUAUGAUGUUAUCGUAGAACCACCGAGUGUGGGUUCAAUGACUGAUGAACACGGACAUCAACGUCCUGUUGCAUUUUUGGCGUACAGGGUAAAUGGUCAGUACAUCAUGGAAGGAUUGGCCUCCAGCUUCCUCUUCACAAUGGGAGGUCUGGGUUUUAUUAUACUGGACCGCUCCAACGCGCCCAACAUUCCCAAACUGAACCGCUUCCUGUUGCUUUUCAUUGGGUUUGUCAGCGUUCUCCUCAGCUUCUUCAUGGCCAGAGUCUUCAUGCGCAUGAAGCUGCCAGGAUACCUCAUGGGAUAAAAAAAACAGAAAGGGACCAACAUGCUGAUGACUAUGAUCUUCGACCAAAUCACCAUUUGUUGAACAAAAGCAACGGCAUUGCUGUGAAAGCAGCGACUCCAACAGCAGUGAACGACUUGGUUUUACCAAUUGUUCCGCGUGUCACCAUUAUGGGAGUCCACAACAGCGCUUGUUGAAGUUGUACUGCUGACUUAAAGAAAAGUGCAGCAGGAUAAAUUGAACUAAAGAUUUAGAAGAAAGUGAAAAAUUAGAGCUGAAUCCACUGUUAGCACAAUUUGCAGCCAGGAGACUGAAAACUUGUUUUUGUAACAUGCCUUGAAUAUGACUUGUUUUGUUGUGUAAAGUUGAGCAAUAAAUGUUUCAAAGGUAUUUUGUCAUAUCAA